AUUCAGUUCGCUCUUUCGCAAGUGAAAUUGUUCUGGCACGCAACAAGGACUUUAUUUAGUGUGCGAUACUAACAUUUAUCCCAGUUUAAUUAACUUUCUUUGCUGAACUUUUACCGAAGUCAAUAAUUUCUAGAACUACGUAAAAUCCAAUGCUGUGCUUUGGUUUGUGGAAAGUAGCCAAGGACUGACAUAGAUUUUCCCCAUCUACUUCCAACGUCAAAUGAGGAGAUUGUGUCACAACGUCCAUGAUGGAAAUAUUAUCAUUGACGUGUGAUAAUUAGUGCUGUGUACCUGGGUCGGGGGUGAAAUUUCCGCUAAUUUGCCGCUACAGCGAUGGUUAAAUGUAUUGUAUGUGCCAGAAUUAAUGUAAACAUCAAAUGUGGUGAAGUAAGAGUGAAUUUUUCGGGUUAGAUAGACGGUGCUGAACAGAGUCUUAAGCUAGAUUGUGGUGUUUAAUAAUGACAAGUCAAAGAACUCCGCCACAUAGUCCAAAGGCGCCGAAAAUUCAGCAGCAAUCAUGGGAUGAUUGCAAUACACCACCAAUAGACAUUUUUGAUCCAAAUCAUUCAUCAUCCCCUCAAUCGCCUUCCAUAACAUUCGAACCACCGCCAAAGAGUCCGAAGUCACCAAGGAAACUACCCACCAGCCCGGGAAUAGGAUGCAAAUUCGAUUAUCCUGACACAAAAAGCCCAACGGGGAAUGUGCACCGCUCGGUCUACAAUUCACCCCACUGCUCCAGCUAUAAUUACGAUGUGCCCCCAUCACCACGUGGACCCUCCAAGUCGCGCAAAUUCAUCUAUGAUGCCAUAAGCCCCAAGUACGACUGCACAAGCAGGAAAUUUGAUUUCUCUGCCGGACCCAUGUCAUUGGAGGAAACCAAUAUGAAUUGUUUCGAUGGGAGUAGUACGAGUAGCGGAGGAGGACCACAACCUCCAUCACCAUCAGGACACUAUCGUCGGUACAAUGGAACGCGGAGUAAGAAUUACCCUAUGCGAGUGUUUGAUGUAAAGGGUGGCGGAGAGAAUGGUACGAAUUUUAAGUACGACGUAAAGCGCCAUUCCGUUGUUACGGAAUCUACGCUAUCUGGAGAGUCUGAAAUUAGCACGGCUACUACGGCAUUCUGCAGUAGUAGUGAUCGUGGUCGUGGCAGUAGUAUAACUAAGAGCGAAAGUAGCGCCCUCACGGACGAUACUAGCGCCACCAGUAAGAUGGGAACGUCGGAAGCUACGGCGUCUCGGCACAAUUCGACAGAGGAUAAACAGCAAGCUCAACCUGAAACUCAUCAUCCUAGAAGAAGUACUUCAAAACGUCGUUACGCUAUCAAUAUCACCCCAAAUCCGGGAUAUCAGGCUAUCCAUAAAUCGCAUUUUAUGCUGGAUCGCACUUGUUCUGACAGUGUGGUCUCCCAGCGCUGUCGGAAGUCCACAAGCGACCUGACUGAUGCCUCUCUUGAAGCAGAAACUUCCGUGAGUUCCAUCCCAAGACGCCGAGGGAGUUCCAAGGGUGGUCUAGCUUACCUGGCCAGUCGCCGCAGCUCGAGAGAAUCUAUGAAAAGUGCCGUGUCAAAUUCAUCUAUCUUCUCUAACGAGGAUAUCGGUCCACUAGCAUUUCAAGCCACAAGUCGCGGAAGACAGAGACGCACAUCAAACUUUUUGGAGCUCCCUGUUCCGGAUCACAUCCGGCCAAGGGUGUGUUCAUUGCCGGAAAGACCGUACAAUCCUCGUCAGAGUGACGACCUGUAUCGUCUACGCACAUUUUCCAUCAGCAAGGGAACUGUUGUGAAUUGUGGGGAUUCCAUUAUCUCGAGGCGUUCUCGGAGUAACACCAGCGUUAAUUCAACGACCAGCAGAGCCAGUGAGAGGUCACCGUUUGAUGGUUCAUGCUGUGGAGGAGGAUAUUCGGUGGUUGACUCACUUCCACCCUCACCAACGGAUAGUGAACCUCCACCACCACCCAGGUAUCGCGUUGUGAUGCUUGGCGAUGCUGGAGUCGGGAAGACUGCCCUCGUGUCUCAGUUUAUGACAUCGGAGUAUAUGCACACAUAUGACGCGAGCUUGGAUGACGAAUUUGGAGAGAAAACUGUGAGUAUACUACUGGAUGGCGAAGAAUCCGAAAUGGUGUUCAUCGAUCAUCCAACUUCUGAAAUGAGUGUGGAGAAUUCUCUGUCGACUUAUGAGCCCCAUGGCUGUGUGGUUGUCUACUCAGUGGUUGCCCGUAGCUCCUUCCGAUGUGCUGAGGAAACUAUCAAUUACCUGUGGCGUGAGAAUGUCAUCAGAGAUAAAGCAGUGAUUCUCGUGGGAAACAAGGCGGAUUUGGCACGUUCCCGUGUUAUAACCACACAAGAGGGAAAAGCUCUGGCAGCUGCAAGAGAUGCAAAAUUCAUUGAAACUUCUAGUGGGAUUCAGCACAAUGUGGACGAAUUGCUUGUGGGGAUACUCAAACAGAUUCGUCUGAAGGAGACGCGCGACAAGAAGGCAGCUGUAUGUGCCACAAAAAUGCGCAAUUCUCGCACACACAUGUCCCUCCAUCUAGCCAAGGAGAUCCUCCAGAAAAUCUGCCUCAGUGAUAUUAGCAAAUCCAAGAGCUGUGAAAAUCUCCAUGUGUUAUAAAAGUCACGGAAGGUCGACCAUCAAUAGAGAGGAAUGAAACUGAAAGCCUGACAAUCAGCUGAAGUCCGAAUGACAAGACAAAAGGGAGAAGAUACAAAAACGAAAGGAUAUCAAAUUCAAUUAUCCACUAAAUACCCUGGAUGAAAACUAUUGAUCAAUUGACACAGAAAGUUACUAAAGCCAAACUAAAAUGAAACAGAUCUACAAUAUUUUUGGACACAGUCAAUUUAUUUAUAAUUUUUGCAAUUUCCCAAGUGCCUGGAACUAACCAAGAUUGUCAAGCUGCAACCUUAUGUGAGUAUGACAUCAAUGACUUUCAAUAUUAAUUAAUUUUAUGUGUAUAACUUUUUGUAGGGUGGUGGUAUUACUUAUUGCCUCUAAGAAUAUAUUGGAUAUUAAUACAAAAUUUUGAGAUAAUUCAAUUCUAUGAAUUCAG
This is a messenger RNA of Phlebotomus papatasi, 3045 nucleotides long. RefSeq lists its product as uncharacterized. Gene Ontology annotation, molecular function: calcium channel regulator activity; GTP binding; GTPase activity. Bases 459 to 2609 code for a protein of 716 amino acids. The record is from RefSeq and is a predicted model, not a curated record. Lineage: Eukaryota; Metazoa; Arthropoda; Insecta; Diptera; Psychodidae. Gene Ontology annotation, cellular component: plasma membrane. The transcript has 13 exons.